CUGUGCAUGGACCACCCUCUACUGUUCUCCUAGUGGACAGUGUUUGCUUGUGCCAUAGCUGUAUGCAGGAACUUCAUUCUCAAUGACAGCAAAGACAGAGGGAGACUGAGGGUGAGAGGAGGAGAAUGGAGAGCAUGAACCUGCAUAGGAAACACAACUGAGACACCAAGCUGGGUUUUACCUGCACCUCCUGGACCACUGACUGAACUCGCUGACACAGAUCUUUAGCUUGUUUGGUGAUAAAGAGAGGAGGAACCAUGGGACCUAAAACAUGGAGCAUAUUUAUUCUGUUUGGUCUGUCUUUCUGGGGCAACAGCCAAGCCUUCAAAAGGAACCCCAUCCUCUCCCGGAUACGAAGGGCUCCAGAGGCCAAUGGAGAAAGCAAGAAGUGCUCCUACACCUUCCUGGUCCCUGAGCAGAAGAUCACAGGACCCAUCUGUGCUGCCCGCGGUUAUUCAACCGACAAGGACCGAGUGACACGCCUGGAUGUGGCUGCGGUGCGCGACCUCCUGUCGAAGCAGCGUAGGGAGAUGGAAACUUUGAAGCUGGUGGUGGAUGUGGAUGGCAACUUGGUGAAUGAGAUGAAGCUGUUGAGGAAAGAGAGCAGGAACAUGAACUCCAGAGUAACCCAGCUGUACAUGCAGCUGCUGCACGAGAUCAUCAGGAAGAGGGACAACUCACUGGAGCUGGCGCAGCUGGAGACAAGAAUCCUCAACGCCACCACAGAGUCACUGCGCCUGGCAUCCCGGUACAGGGAACUAGAGGCCAAAUACGCAGCCCUGUCUGCAGUAGUGAACAACCAGUCCGUGCUGAUUGGAGCACUGGAGGAGCGUUGUAUGCAGGUGUACAGCCGCGGGCAUGACCAGUCACCCUUGGGACCUCCACUUGUGCAGGUAGUGCCUGAGAACAUUCCUGUUAAUGUGCCACGAUUCACCAAUGAGAUCCAGAGGGACAACACCCGAGGCUUUGCCCGAGAAAGGGGCUCGCGCUCUGGGCCGUCUCCCACAGGUGGCACCCUGGAAGUUCAGAAACCUCCAAAUAGAAACUUCAGUGCUGAAGGCUCGUUCAGGGACUGUCUCGCAGCGCAGGAAGCUGGCCAUAGCACCAGCGGCAUGUACCUGAUCAGACCAGAUGAAGCAGAGAGGCCUGUUCAGGCCUGGUGUGAACAGGAUAUAGACAACGGGGGCUGGACUGUUAUCCAGAGCAGGCGAGAUGGAUCCGUUAACUUCUUCAGGAACUGGGAUAACUACAAGAGCGGCUUUGGUAACAUAGACGGGGAAUACUGGCUCGGUCUGGAAGGCAUCUACAACCUAGGGAGGCAGGGGGACUACAAGCUGCUCGUGGAGCUGGAGGACUGGAUGAACAAGAAGGUCUACGCUCAGUACAGCAGCUUCCAUCUAGAGCCUGAGAGCGAGGGUUACCGCCUGCGUCUGGGCACCUACCAGGGCAACGCCGGCGACUCUCUGAGCAGCCACAACGGAAAACAGUUCACCACUCUGGAUCGAGACAAGGAUGCAUUCUCAGGUAACUGUGCCCAUUUCCAUAAAGGAGGCUGGUGGUACAACGCUUGCGGCCAAGCCAAUCUUAACGGUGUCUGGUACACCGGAGGCGUCUACCGCAGCAAAUUCCAAGAUGGGAUGUUCUGGGCCGACUACGGCGGAGGCUUCUAUUCUAUGAAGUCUGUACGUAUGCUGAUCAGGCCCAUAGACUGAGGAGAUACUGUAAGCCAGGCUGGUCCAGGGGCAGCUAUGGAGGCCAGGGCAAACUUGAAAUGUGACUGUAAGUCAUCAGCAACUGGUUGAUCCUUGAUAAAAGAACUACACCAAUGGAGUUUACCAACUAUCAGUAGUGACUUGAACUGCCUCCUGUAACAGAUAUGGACUCUGCGUGAACAUUGUUCAUCUUUAUAUGGUAAUAGAUGCACACAUAGAGGGAUUUAGGGGACAUGACUAUUUAAAGCCAUACAGCUCCUUUAACCACCCAAUACAUAUUAUGGUAAAGGGAAAUUAAGAGUUUUGCAGCUAAAUAAUGCAAGCUGUCUAUCUGAUUAAGAGACCGCAGUGUUUCCGUCAUUAGUAAGUCACCCCGUGGAGACGAGGCACCACAUCCUGACAGAACUUCAUUGGUAUUUAAUUCAUAAGCUUCUGCAUCACAGGAUCUAAAUGUAGCUCUUCCUACCUCGCCAAGAUAAACAUGUGAUGGAAACACUCAUACAUGUUAUUUAACUUGUGCUAUAGUUGUUGGGAGUUGGAAAAUACAUUUUGUUUAUACCUAUAUAAAUUUAUUUAGAGUCUGUAUCCACUUUAAGAUCUGAAAAAACUAACACCUCAAGGAGUUAGAGAAAGAGGUGGUUUAACUACUGUACGUGUUUUAUGUACUUUCGUUACACAAACAGUAUUGGUUUAAUUUUUUUUCCCCUACACUUAAAAUGACCUUUAUAAUGUAUGUUAAACUACUUUGUCCAAGUGCAGAUGACCAGAAAUUAUAAUUUAUGUAUACAAUUAACUUAUCAUAACAGUGAAAAGGGCCAGGUGUCCAGAGGGAACAGUAAAUGAUCCUACAGCAAAAGAAGAAAAAAGAACUAAUUUCCUCCACUGUAUAAAUGACAAUCAUUCUCAAAGUGUGCUUGCACGUAUGGCAAUUGCUGUAAUAUGUUUUUCUCAUUUGGCUGUUGAUUAAAUUUCAGUAUGACUCUGAGAAAAACAAGCAUUGUUGGGGCAAAAAAAAAGUUUGAAUUACGUUGUGUUUUUAGUGGUUUUCAAGCACGGAAAAAUAUGCCGACCAAGUGUGUUGAGAGUUAUAGGCAAUGGGACAGACAACGAGAAACACAUUGCUGAAAGCCAGACAGGCUGAAGAAAGAAAAAGAGAGGAGGGAGGGGAGUGGGAUGAACUGGGAUGGAAUCGGUCCAAAUUUCCAAGUUAUCCCCCCCCUUUUUCCUUUUAAAUACAGAGAAAUUUACAUUCUUUCCACACAAAAGUGCUUGAACUGUAUGUUUUCGUAAAAUAUCUUUCAUUGACAAAGUCACGGGUGCCUGCACUCUUUAAUCACCGGUAUGGAAGGAAAGCACCAUCCUUUUGGGGAAACCAUACCAGAGUAGAGGGGAGCCAAAGUUGUUUUUUUUUAUUGGUUGGUCUUUGAACAACAGUGGUGCAUCCAACAGCCUUUGGUCUCUGAGCCGAAAAUAGACCCUCAUAUUGAGCUGUUUUUUCUUUUUGACCACAAUGGCCCUCACACCCAUCUCUUUAACAAACUUUUAUAAAGCAACAAAACACAAAGCAGUGAGACCAGUCAAACCCAGUUGGACAUGGAAACAUGUUUAUGAACAUGUAAAAAAACUAACAGCGUCCAAUAAAAACAACAUCAUAAUGUUAAAAUGAAACGGCAAAAAAAAACUGAAACCAAUGAGUCACAAUACUUGGCAGAACAAUAUUACACAACUAAUAGCCAAUAAACAGAGAACAUUUAGAUUUCAA
Molecule: messenger RNA, 3474 nt
Organism: Perca flavescens (yellow perch)
Lineage: Eukaryota; Metazoa; Chordata; Actinopteri; Perciformes; Percidae
Product: angiopoietin-related protein 1
Exons: 5
Coding region: 258-1712 (484 amino acids)
Biological process (GO): fibrinolysis; blood coagulation, common pathway; blood coagulation
Cellular component (GO): fibrinogen complex
Molecular function (GO): protein-macromolecule adaptor activity; extracellular matrix structural constituent
Source: RefSeq, a predicted model, not a curated record